Molecule: messenger RNA, 540 nt
Organism: Fonsecaea nubica
Lineage: Eukaryota; Fungi; Ascomycota; Eurotiomycetes; Chaetothyriales; Herpotrichiellaceae
Exons: 6
Coding region: 1-540 (179 amino acids)
Molecular function (GO): carbonate dehydratase activity; zinc ion binding
Source: RefSeq, a predicted model, not a curated record
AUGGCGCCGAAAUUGACAGCCCAGGAAGUUAUUGACCGUCAUGCGUCAACUCUUGGCCAUCACAAGCGUAUUCCCACCUUUGCUGAAAUGCAAGAGCAAGGGAUCGAGCUUCCGCACAUCCUGAUUAUCAGUUGCGCCGAUCCACGGUGUAUUCCGGAGAAUAUUUUCCAGUUAAAAACUGGAGAAGUAGUUGUGUGCCGAGUUGCUGGCGGGAAUGCCCAGCUCGUUGUGAAUUCCCUCCUUUCGAUUGAUACACUUCUCAACUUUACUGAUGUCAUCAUUGUCCAACACACCAACUGCGGAGCAACAAUGUAUAGAGACAAUGUGGUCAAGGGGGAAUUGCAGAAGCGCGCCCCGAGUCUGGAGGCAGAGAUCAACAGCAUGGAAUUUUACGAGAUAACUGGCUCCCUGGAGGAAAAUGUAAAGAAGAGUAUGACAUUCUUGAAGGAAUCCCCGUUUGUCCCAGAGUCGCUGAAGUCCAGUAUUCGGGGAUUUGUCUUCCACAUUGAUAGUGGAGAGCUCAAGGAAGUCACCUUUUAG